GAACAGGGGGACGAGCAUUGGGAUUUCACAAUAACGGGUCUUACGGACAGCACACUGCUGCGGCCACACGCAGUCCUGCUUUAAUAAUCCUGCCUGUAUGGGAAUACAGUCAGUUUCUUCUCAGGCUUCAUGAAGUUAAACGGUACUCAGCGUUCUGCAGCUGUAGUGCAGAUGUCAGUGAUGGUUUGAGGACUUCUUAAUGAGGGGACCACUUCCAGCAAUGGGUGUUUUGCUCCUGCUGCUGUGCUUUUUGUGCUUCACACCAAUUUUCAGCAUUUUUGACAAUGUCUGCCCAAGAAAAGACCCUCCCCCUGGUGUGCUGGUUGUAUCUCCAGGAAGCAGACUUGAACUGACCUGCACUGGUCAAGUGAAGGUGAAUGGAGUGAAAGUCGCCUUAACUGGAGAUGUCCCAAGCAAAAACAAGAGAAGAUCUUCAUCAGAUAGAACCCCGACCACACAGCAAUUUAGAAGAAACAGGACUUUUCCAAAUAAAAUUGAUAAAACUUCUACAGUAAGUGAGAAAUAUCACUCUCCCACCACGGCUGGAGUCAGCACCGCGCAAGGAGAAAACCGAAGCCUUGGAUAUACAGGCACAGAACCCAGCACUUCUCCACAAGUGGUCACACCAACCCCUCCAAGCAAAACCACAAUGAGGGGAGAAUCGGACAGGGAGGAUAAAGAGGUGAAACUCAAAGGUGAAUAUAAAGAUGAGGAAGGCAGCAGGGUAGCAAGAGGGCUUAAAAUGAGGCCUUGUUGGAAGUGGAACAAACAGCUGGUGCAGACUGUGGACAGAGACUGGGGGGAAAUUGCAUUUCUGAGUGAUGGGAGCAGUUUGUCUCUGAGUUCAGUAAGACGGAAGGAUGCUGGGAAAUACACAUGUCAUCACGGGGGAGAAGAAACAUUCGGUGUUAAAGUGAUUGUUGCAGAUCCCCCAGAGACUCCGAGCAUCCAUUGCUACAAGAAGUCACCCAGUAGUAAAAUUCGUUGUGAAUGGAGACCUCAGAGCCCAGUAAUCAAGCCUCCUGAGUGCCAUCUCUUUUUGAGCAAGGGUCCUUCUCAUGGAAAGCCAGAGAAUUUCGACCAAAUCCAAUGCUCAUACUCGUCUCAGCGCGCUUGCUGUUGGUGUGCUGUGGAGCACAACGAGGAUGAGCUGAGGACUUUCCAUGAGGCGUUCCUGUGUGUUAGAAGCCUCUUAGGCAACACCACCAGUCCCCUGAUUCAUUUCACACCUCUGGAUAUUUUGAAGCCAGACCCCCCGUCCAACGUGUCAGCCCACCCAGUGGAGAGGCUAGAGAACACGAUAAUGGUGACCUGGAAUUUACCAAUAUCGUGGAAGGACCAAGAUUAUUUUUAUGACUUAAUCUAUGAGAUCAGCUACAGACCUAUAAUCUCCUCAAAUGAACAGGUAACUGUGGUCAGAAAUCACCACUACACAAUCAAAGAUGCUCUGCCUGAUGUUGAUUACCUGAUUCAACUCAGAACUAAAGAAGAAUAUGAUGGUCAGUGGAGUGAGUGGACUUCCCCUGUCUUUGCCAGGAGUUGGAAAGCUAAGGUAGUAGAGGAGGUUGACCUGAUUACCACAAUGGAUGGCUUGCCCACUACCGAAGACUUCGGCUCUGGUUUUCCCGAUGAUCGCUACAUUGAUGGUACGACAACUGAGAUGUGCACCAGCUCAGACGUUUUAUGCAAACCACAGUAUCACCUCCUAUGGAUCUCGGCUCUUUUUGCCGUCAUGUCUGUCCUUUCCGCCGUCUACAUCUUCAGACACAAAGACAGGUUUAUGUCCAAACUCCUCAGUCUCAGUGUCAUCACCCACAGUGAUGAGUCGUCUCCACCUCCCCCUUCCAUCCCUUCAGCCCCUGAACAAGAAGCUCUGGUGUCUGGCUCUGGCCCUCAGCUCUAUAAACAGAGUCCACCGAGUGACACACAAAAAGAGGAGGAACGUGAGGAAGAACAAACUGAGAUGGACCAAUUAGAAGCUAUGAACUUCAACAACAAAAGUUACUUCUUCCUGCAGAUGGAGCCAUGAACAAACAAGAGGCCAUUUUGUAGUUUCAGAAACCAGGUGACAUUAUUGAAAAGGGACAGAUCUGGAAGAGGAACACUCAGGAAAAACGUGUACAGGCUGUAAAUUCAUUUCUGUAAAGGCAACAUGCUUAAACCUGUGAUAAAAUGAGUUUUUUAUGUUUUCUUUUUAUUUUGUUUGUUUCUUUACUGUCCAUGGCUGCUAUUUUGAAAAUGAAAAAUCAACCACAGAGGUGGGCAUACCACAUCACAUAUUUUGCUUAUACUUAUUGAGUUUCUUAAAAAAACGAAACCUAUUUCUAGAACUUUCUGCCAAAUUUAUGAAAGAGAAAUAAAG
Fundulus heteroclitus (mummichog) is the source of this 2362-nucleotide messenger RNA. Its product is annotated as interleukin-6 receptor subunit alpha. The coding region runs from base 200 to 2029 and encodes 609 amino acids. Gene Ontology annotation, biological process: cytokine-mediated signaling pathway. The record is from RefSeq and is a predicted model, not a curated record. Gene Ontology annotation, molecular function: protein binding; cytokine receptor activity. NCBI's taxonomy places the organism in Eukaryota, Metazoa, Chordata, Actinopteri, Cyprinodontiformes, Fundulidae. The transcript has 10 exons. Gene Ontology annotation, cellular component: external side of plasma membrane.